Molecule: messenger RNA, 16379 nt
Organism: Coregonus sp. 'balchen'
Lineage: Eukaryota; Metazoa; Chordata; Actinopteri; Salmoniformes; Salmonidae
Source: the annotation of a GenBank genome assembly
UAGGGGUUAAGGUUAGGGUUUAGGAACGUCCGAAGGAUUCUAGAUUGCACUAACCGUAGUAAUGCUCUGCAGCAGCUGACACUUCUGUAGUCAGAAGUGAAUGCACAUUUUACAGUCUGGGGUCGCUAAGUAGCUAGCUCAGCAGCAGCAGCAAAAGCAGCAUCAUGGCGGAGCAAGGCGAAUCUCCGGCUCCUGUCCAGAAUCCGCAACCAGUGCUGACAACGAGCUGGCCAAUUACCAGGGAGUCGUACGAGUUACAGGAAGUCAUAGGUUAGUAGGCUACUUCUCCAUAGUGUAAUGAUAUAAUGUUUUAUCAUGGAUAUGACUCGGGCGGUUAUCAGUGGUGAAUGACGACGAGGGCCUACCGGCUUUUUCAUAUUCAACAGCGUCUCUUUAAUGCUUUGCAAUGCGGAUGUUAACAACCUCUAUUUCCUUGCUCUUGUAAGAGGAAACCACUUAUUUCAUCAUAUUGAGAGAUAUUUAUAGUCAUUGUAAAGUUGUGUUCAUAUGGGUAGGCAUUUAAUGUAAAUGCGUUUUUAAUGAAUUCGAUUUAGUCUAUGCCGAACGAUGCUCCUUUAUUGCACAUGUCCAGUAGGCUAAUAUUGAAAUAGAUGAGUCUAUGCAUGGAUGCAGUCCUCACGGGAAUGGCAUGUUAUCGUUCGGAAGAGCAGGGAUAUUGAAUUGCAUGCCACUCUGAAGUUAGAAAGAGGAUCUACUGUCAGGCUACAUAAAAAAAAAAACAUGAGGAACAUUCAGUUUUAAUAAAAGACAAAUGUUAUUAUGAAGAUUAUGAUUAUAAUGUUAUGCCUAUUAUGAUCAUGAUUAUGAUGGGUAAUAAGCUAUGCAAUUUUUUUGUCUACUUUGUGAGAAUGUUGUCACAGAUUAUUAGUUGACUCUGGAAAAGGAAAGACAAAUAGCCUAUAGACAUAAUUUAUAGGCCUUCUUCUGUCAAUGUAUUAUAAUAGUUGUAAAAAUAAUUAUAUACAUUUUAAGAUGUUGAUUUGCCUCACUGGAAGCAAUACAUCGUUUUUAUUUUAUAAUCCAUAGAUAAAACAUUACAGUGGAUAAGAAUGUUUAGUUUAUUGUUUCAGCAUGUCAGUCAAGUUUCAUAGGUCAUUGAGGUUUAUUUUCACUUCUAUUAGGUUACAUCAAGGAGUUAUAGAACCGGUUACAUUGUAACAAUACUGAGCUCACUCGCUGCUGGUCAGUGUCACUCUCUGCUUCCUCUACUGGUAAUAACGCCAGACUUCAUUUGGUAGGCCUAUAAUGCAGUUAUUCACAGUCAUUCCCCAAAUACUUGAGGUUUUCUGCUCAUUUAAGAAUUUCGGCACCUGUGAAUGGUGGGAGACAUUUGAGCUGACACUGACAGCUAAAGAAAGCCAUAUCAGUGCUGAUAAGGGAUAUGAGCUGCUGUGGCUAGUCAGUCAUCUGUUUUGUGCUUAUAAUCAACUGUUGAGCAGUCCGAUCUCCUCUCAUCCUUAUCUGUCACCGGCAGUUGGCAUGGUGUGUACUGUGUCACAUUCUUAGUACAAGACAACUAAAGCCUAGCAUGGCCUGGUUCUUCAAUAAACCCCUCUUCACAACUUUGUCUUUGGAUACACUGACUGUUAUGCAUAGGAAUUAGCAUAUGAUUAGAAAAUAUGUUUGCACAUACUGUAUUGGUUCAGUUCAGUUCUGAACUGUCAUGGAAUUAUCAUUUAAAUGUCACAGAAAACGUUUAAUAUCCCAAACAGACACACAAUGAUCCUGCAUGUGUCAAUGAUCCAUUAUGCUGUUCACCUUGGUCACAUUUGAUGUUACUGUACUGUCUCUUGCCCUGUUUUAUAAUUGCGCCUCUAUUUGUCUGUGAUUCCAGGCAGUGGGGCCACAGCCGUAGUGCAGGCUGCCCUCUGCACCCCCAGACAGGAACGCGUGGCCAUAAAGAGAAUCAACUUGGAGAAAUGCCAGACUAGCAUGGAUGAGCUAUUGGUGAGAGCAACAAUAAAUAAAGGCUAUAUUUUCAUUUUGUGUGACCACAGUGCCUCUGGCCCUCUCUGGCCCAUACUUUCCUGAUUGGGCUGUAAUUAGACUUUGGUGUUCUCUCUUGUGUGUGUCUAAUAGAGGCUGAGUAGGAUCUGUGAGGGCUGUGCUACACGCAAGUGUCCAUUUGAAUAAGAAAUUAGCCAUGAGUUACAGUAUUUGUUCACUUAAUUUUAGAGACGCAAAUGACCUAUGAACAAUCCUCGUUAUAAGAAAGGUUGUCAAAAGUUGUUAACUUUAAUUUGUUUCUCAUAUGAGCCUCUUUCCUCUCGUACAAUAGAAAGAAAUUCAAGCCAUGAGCCAAUGCAACCAUCCAAAUGUUGUCACCUACUACACCUCAUUUGUGGUAAAGGAUGAACUUUGGUUAGUCAUGAAACUUCUGAGUGGAGGUAAUAGAACUGCUAUCUCUUUUAUACUUCCACACUACACAUUGAAAGUGACCAUAAUAACAUAUAGUUCACUUUGGAUAAAAGCCUCUGCUAUAUGGCAUAUAUUAUUAUUAUUAUAACACUGUUAUAGACUAAAAUGUGACUCCUUUCACAAAUGUCAUGACAUUAUUCUCAUAAAAUGUUAACAAUCAUGUAACAAGCAAUUGUCCAUGCUUUUGAUCAGUUUACUGUAGACCUAUGUGCAGUGGCAUUAGAAGUUAAGUGUUAUCACACCAUGUACAGUAUAUGGCUGGGUUGAAUAUCGAACAUUGUAACAAACUUGCUUAAGGCAGAAUGAGUAAAUAGAACAGUUGACAUGGAAGGAUCUUAUGUAGAAAUUGACAUAUCUGCAUUGGUCAUUGUGGGCACUGUUUUUCUGUCUGCUUCCUCUUUUUAGGAUCCAUGUUGGAUAUAAUAAAGCAUACAUUUAGCAGAGGAGAGCACAAAAAUGGAGUUCUAGAUGAGCUCAUCAUUGCAACCAUACUAAAAGAGGUCCUUGAGGGACUGGACUACCUGCAUAAAAACGGACAGAUUCACAGGUAAGAUACCCUGGAGUCAGUGGAGGCCUAUUACAGCAUAUUGGAUGACUGUCAUUCAUAUUCCAUUCACCCAGCUCAAUGUAACAUCGAUAGGUUUAGGCUACUAUAUGAUACAAACAUUUUCCCUAUACCCAUCAUGAGGUUGCUACAACCUAGCCUAUGAAUGAAAGUUUACAACGUAGGUGCACAGGUCGAGAGAAAUUUGAGUAGGGCUGUCCCCGACAAAAAAAAAUCUUGGUCGACCUAGAGUUGUCUGUUCUUUCGACCAAUCGAUUGGUAGACAUUUUUAAACGUGUAUUUUUCCCUAUAUAGACACACCCUAUGUGUUUUAAUAAAAUCAACUAUACUUAGGCUACAGAGCUUGUCUGAUGCUUUAAGCACACUGUGAUUAAAUAAUUAAGACACACAAAUGACUCGAGGGAGCCAGAGAUCAAGAUAGCCUAACCAGAAGAGAAAAAAGCUGUUCCCAACCCUCUUCCUCCCGCUGCUGCUGGCCUUCACAGAUUCUGCUGUUACACUCCUGCUGUUAUGCUCCUAAUAGGCUACACCAGGGGUUGGCAACCUUUUCCAUUUGGAGUGCCAAUUUAUCUUACCAUUUCUACCGAUCUGUGUGCCAGUUAUGAUUUUUAUAUGCAAAUUUUUGUGGAACAGUUUCAUUUCAUUUAUAAAAAACGUCUUCCUAUCUCAAAAUCAUUAUCAUAUGGUAAUCAAAAUUCUAAAAGUAACUUCUAUUGCCAUUGCCAACUAUGUAAAAAUAGCCUACGUAAAGCCAACAAAUAAAAACAUUGAAAAUAUGCUGAUAAAAAUAAAUAUCCUAUUAAUCACAUUGGCUACACAUGGCAUGUCUGCAAGGAACUUGAAACAUUGUAUCAACUAUUAACUUGGGUCCAGCCUGAAGCUUAAACUAGCAAACUUGCAAUAUUGUAUAAAAUAUUCUGGGACCUCAGAGUUUCCAGCGCCAGUGAGCCCCGAACAGACAUAGCUGUAGGCUAUUUGCACAAGGGAUAAGAAGUAAUCAGGUAGGCCUAUUUUAUUUUGUUUCCACCUGAUCAGAGCUUGACAUUUUUUUCCCCCCUUUCACGCUGAGCGGUUAGCGAAAGAGAGCUGGAAAUAUUUUUCAAAUAGGCUACAUUGGGGAACUAUUGUCAUUCUCAAUGGAUGUAAAAACAGACUUCGUUUACUUGCUGUUUGAGGUGAAGAAAUGUUUAGUUCAAAAGUGGUGGUGAGUUAAGAAUCAGAAAUGCUAUCAAAUCCCCAAAUGGGCACAAUUAUAGGCCUACAUUUGCGUGCAGGCCAGGUAGCCUAGGCCUACUUCUAUGUAUAAGGUCUGCGUCCUUACUCAACAUUGACAGGAGAGCUACAAACAAACGACAAUGAAUAAAUUAACUCCUAAAUGGAAUGAAAUAAACCAAAACUUGUUCCUCACAAGGGUAGCCUAGGUUGUGCAGUCCGCAAACAACGUGUCCACUCCGACAAUGAGAACUGUAAAAUACUAUAAUAAUAAUAUAUUGAAUGCAUUAACAGAAAUGACCGUAACCAAACAAACAUUGUAGAUUAGAAAUUAUGGAAAUGAACGGUAAAUGUACUACUGGUGAUACUGGUGUGCCAUCCCUGUGGCCUCAGCAAUGGAUUAGUCCACUGAAACAGGCGUGAAUCAGCCGGGUGUCUCGUGCCAUAAUUUAAGAAAAAUAUAUUUUAGACUGCUCGACCAACAGCCUAUCGACCAAACAAUCGACCAGUCGACUAACGGAUCAGCCCUAAAUUUGAGUAAUCAAGGUGACAGAUAUUGACACAUUCAGUACCGCCUUGCACACUAUUGCCUGCAUCUAGCUGAUCUAGGGUGUAAUCAUAUGUCCAACAGUUGCAAACGAGAGUUUCUAUUGGACAAAUUCAGGUAUAUUUAUCCCCGUUUCGUUCCGUUUGCUUCUGUUUAAGAAACGUUUUUCAACAGAAUCGCCGGAAUGAAUACACCCCUGAUCACACGCAAACACAGUUCACUUUCAUAGCAGCCACAUAAAAAAAAGCAUGAUCCCUUUGAUCGUUGUAUUCUUUCUCGCAUCUACGCGCUCUCUUCUCACCUUUUCCCUUCGCUUGUGGACUUCAGUACACAACACAACAGAUUUCUGUGACCAGGAGGAAAAAACUUUCCAAGCCAAACCUUCAUAUCAUAACCGCUAACCGCUACACACAGCAUACAUCAUUGUCACCAUAUUAACGUCAUAGUCAACAUAGCUACAAGAACUAACACGUUAGUAAACCCCCUACAAUCAUGCAGUACAGUGUACAGUCAGCAGCAAGCAGUUUAGCAGGUACACCGGCGGGCCCCGGUGGCAAUAAAUGAAUAAAACCAAAAGCUUACCUUGACUUGGAAGCGUUCCAGAGUUGGAUAGCCAUAGCCAGCUAGCUAACAUAGCAUUCCGCUCUGUUUGAGCCAGGUGUUUGAGUAGGCUAAACUAGCUAGCUGCAUUCCCUAGCUAAGUAAGUGAAAGUGAAAUUGAAAAAGAAAUACAACAAAAUAUAGCUAUCUCUCUCUCUCUCUCUCUCUCUCUCUCUCUCUCUCGCUUCUCCUUAAUUUUUGAAACUGUUCAACUAUUGUCUUUCUCUAUCUUUGAGGCAACUACUCACCACAUGGAAUGCACUGCAUUGCUAGCUAGCUGUAGCUUAUGCUUUCAGUACUAGAUUAAUUCUCUGAUCCUUUGAUUGGGUGGACAACAUGUCAGUUCAUGCUGCAAGAGCUCUGAUAGGUUGGAGGACAUCCUCCGGAAGUUGCCAUAAUUACUGUGUUAUUCUAUGGAAGGGGGUGAGAACCACGAGCCUCCUAGGUUUUGAAAAUAGCUGUCCUCCGGCUACACCAUGGUGCUGUUGAGGCUACUGUAGACCUUCAUUGCAAAACCUUGUGUUUUAAUCAAUUAUUUGGUGCCGUGAAUAUAUUUAGUAUGGUUUUAUCUAAAAAUGAUAACUUUUUAAAUGUUUAACUAUUUUAUUUUUAUGAAAUUCACUGAGGAGGAUGGUCCUCCCCUCCCUACGCUGAGGAGCCUCCACUGCCUGGAGUUUGAAACAUUAAUUAUUUGCACAGGGUCUUCCUUAAAAGAGUGUAUAUAAAUGUUACAAAGUAUUAAUCUAUAAAAUGUAAUCUAAGAGUUACAUGGUAUUAGUUAAAUUGUGAUGACAUUAUCUACUGUUUCAAUGUGAUUUAUUGACAUAGAUUGUGUUCUUUGAACUUGCCUGGAUGUCAAGGUCAUAAAGAACUAAACCACUAUUACCCCCUUAGGCAGUGUUCCAAAUGACAGCAGGCUGCAAAACUAAUUUAUACACAUGGAUGCAAUCGAUCCUGCUCCACUUACGUAGAUAGAUACUGUUUGGGCAUGACUGGGGUGUUUUUGCUGUGUGUGUGUGACCUCAGGGAUGUGAAGGCUGGGAACAUUCUGUUGGGAGAGGACGGCUCUGUUCAGAUUGCAGGUGUGUGAGUAAUGUCUCUGUUACAUUCUAUUCUCACAGCUCACUGACUGACACAAUGGUAUGACUUUUUUAACGAUGCUUCUACACAUUCAGUUAAUUCAACAGCAUAAUCGACAUAAUGCCAGACUUCACCAGUCAAUAGUAGGAAUAGACUUGUAAAAUGGCAAAGAUUAAUAUAUUUUUGAAGCUAGCGAAUACACAGUAGUUUACAUAUUGACUGAGUGUUUCUUUUUCCUGUCCUGAUGACCUUUUAGCCCCACUCCUAUUGAGGAAGAAUAUCAAAAUACUGAGAUUAAAAAGCAAAUAUUUUAUUUAUUGGCUAGGAAUACAGCAUUAAUGUAGAUGUACCAGUGUAUAAGUGCAUUUAGUUCAACUCAGUAUAUUCUACACGAAAGAGACAUAUACAGUGGGGAGAACAAGUAUUUGAUACACUGCCGAUUUUGCAGGUUUUCCUACUUACAAAGCAUGUAGAGGUCUGUAAUUUUUAUCAUAGGUACACUUCAACUGUGAGAGAUGGAAUCUAAAACAAAAAUCCAGAAAAUCACAUUGUAUGAUUUUUAAGUAAUUAAUUUGCAUUUUAUUGCAUGACAUAAGUAUUUGAUACAUCAGAAAAGCAGAACUUAAUAUUUGGUACAGAAACCUUUGUUUGCAAUUACAGAGAUCAUACAUUUCCUGUAGGUCUUGACCAGGUUUGCACACACUGCAGCAGGGAUUUUGGCCCACUCCUCCAUACAGACCUUCUCCAGAUCCUUCAGGUUUCGGGGCUGUCGCUGGGCAAUACGGACUUUCAGCUCCCUCCAAAGACUUUCUAUUGGGUUCAGGUCUGGAGACUGGCUAGGCUACUCCAGGACCUUGAGAUGCUUCUUACGGAGCCACUCCUUAGUUGCCCUGGCUGUGUGUUUCGGGUCGUUGUCAUGCUGGAAGACCCAGCCACGACCCAUCUUCAAUGCUCUUACUGAGGGAAGGAGGUUGUUGGCCAAGAUCUCGCGAUACAUGGCCCCAUCCAUCCUCCCCUUAAUACAGUGCAGUCGUCCUGUACCCUUUGCAGAAAAGCAUCCCCAAAGAAUGAUGUUUCCACCUCCAUGCUUCACGGUUGGGAUGGUGUUCUUGGGGUUGUACUCAUCCUUCUUCUUCCUCCAAACACGGUGAGUGGAGUUUAGACCAAAAAGCUAUAUUUUUGUCUCAUCAGACCACAUGACCUUCUCCCAUUCCUCCUCUGGAUCAUCCAGAUGGUCAUUGGCAAACUUCAAACAGGCCUGGACAUGCGCUGGCUUGAGCAGGGGGACCUUGCGUGCGCUGCAGGAUUUUAAUCCAUGACGGCGUAGUGUGUUACUAAUGGUUUUCUUUGAGACUGUGGUCCCAGCUCUUUUCAGGUCAUUGACCAGGUCCUGCCAUGUAGUUCUGGGCUGAUCCCUCACCUUCCUCAUGAUCACUGAUGCCCCACGAGGUAAGAUCUUGCAUGGAGCCCCAGACCGAGGGUGAUUGACCGUCAUCUUGAACUUCUUCCAUUUUCUAAUAAUUGCGCCAACAGUUGUUGCCUUCUCACCAAGCUGCUUGCCUAUUGUCCUGUAGCCCAUCCCAGCCUUGUGCAGGUCUACAAUUUUAUCCCUGAUGUCCUUACACAGCUCUCUGGUCUUGGCCAUUGUGGAGAGGUUGGAGUCUGUUUGAUUGAGUGUGUGGACAGGUGUCUUUUAUACAGGUAACGAGUUCAAACAGGUGCAGUUAAUACAGGUAAUGAGUGGAGAACAGGAGGGCUUCAUAAAGAAAAACUAACAGGUCUGUGAGAGCCGGAAUUCUUACUGGUUGGUAGGUGAUCAAAUACUUAUGUCAUGCAAUAAAAUGCAAAUUAAUUACUUGAAAAUCAUACAAUGUGAUUUUCUGGAUUUUUGUUUUAGAUUCUGUCUCUCACCGUUGAAGUGUACCUAUGAUAAAAAUUACAGACCUCUACAUGCUUUGUAAGUAGGAAAACCUGCAAAAUCGGCAGUGUAUCAAAUACUUGUUCUCCCCACUGUAUUGUAUUUUUACAACAUGGGGGUUGACAAUAUUUGGGUCUUUCCACAGAAUGAGUGCCUUUUGUGUCCCUUUUAUAUUUUUUUGUAGAAAUUGUGCACCAAUUUCGAGCCUGUUAUAUUCAAUGAAGUGGCCUUUAAUAUAGACCACUGAUUUUUAAUAUGAAUAAAGACUUGCUAAAGUGCCAAAAUUCAGCAUUUUGACAUGCAUCUCCUCUGUGAUUUCUAGGGAGAUUUUAAUGCCCCUAACCCCAACAUUUCUGCAAGUUUUCACCAUCAUUGCAAAGCCAUAGUUAUUGUGUUGCUUUGACAAAGUAAUUUCUGAAGAUUAUUUUUAUUUCAAAUGAUUUUUGAUUCAUUUCAAGGUCAAAACCUGUCCCUCAUUUUAAGGUCAACCCUGUUACGUGAACUGAACUCUUGUUUUAAUAUGGUUAAAACUAUUCCUUUUUAAAUAUUUUUUUUUCAAAAGAGACUAUGAACAUCUAAUAGUAAAAUCAUAGUGUAAAUGCAGGUGAGCUGGUUCUACUCUUUUUGGCCAUUUUCUGGUGUUUUGUGGUGGAAAACUGGUGGAUCGAGCAUAACACUUCAACGAUGUUACCUAUAGAUAGACAGGCUAGAAAUGUUGUAACUAUUUCAUUUUUUUGUGAAGCUUGCAUUCAAGCCUGUUACAGUCAACCCUGUUACUUUAUUUGGCACAUAAUAGGCACUUACUAUAGUAUUUUUUUUAAAAAAAAAAUUUAACCUCUUGAGAUGGGAGAACGUGUUUUUUAUUAAGUUGAACAUGUGCUCUUUAUGACAGAAUGCUAAAAUUAGGUGAAAUUGGAACGACCAAUUUACUGAAUAACAUUAACAUAAAGGUAGUCAAACAGGUCCCCCAUCAUAAAUCACUGGAGGCCUACAGUCUCUCAUGUACUUGGAUGACCUUUAGCCUACAAACACUGCAAGGAGAACCAUUCUAACAUGAAUGCAACUGAAGAUCUUGAGUGUGCACAAUUUGUAUAAGGUGUAUAACAUGAAAUAGUUAUGAAAGACCUCUUAAUGGUUUGAGUAUAUUUGAGCAAAUACCGCAAAGCAUUAUUAUCCCUUUCUAUAAGAUGUUAAUGAGGUAUAACAUUGACAUCCACACAUGUCAUCUGAAUUAUCCAAUGUUCCCCAUAGAUUUUGGAGUUAGUGCCUUUUUGGCCACUGGAGGAGAUAUGACCAGAAACAAAGUACGGAAGACCUUUGUGGGCACACCAUGUUGGAUGGCCCCUGAGGUGAUGGAACAGGUGAGACUAUCUUGUGGCCAGUUUUAGUAACAUCUACUAGCUGUUCACAUACACUGGACAAUACUAACAGUAAUGCCGCCAUGUCCACAGGUACGAGGCUAUGACUUCAAAGCAGAUAUUUGGAGUUUUGGAAUCACUGCCAUAGAGUUGGCCAACAGGGUCUGCACCUUACCACCGAUACCCACCCAUGAAGGUGAGCCUGAUCACUGCAUAUCUAGGUGCCAGACAGGAAGCGGAAUAUGCUUAUACAGUGGGGAAAACAAGUAUUUAGUCAGCCACCAAUUGUGCAAGUUCUCCCACUUAAAAAGAUGAGAGAGGCCUGUAAUUUUCAUCAUAGGUACACGUCAACUAUGACAGACAAAUUGAGGAAAAGAAAUCCAGAAAAUCACAUUGUAGGAUUUUUAAUGAAGUUAUUUGCAAAUUAUGGUGGAAAAUAAGUAUUUGGUCACCUACAAACAAGCAAGAUUUCUGGCUCUCACAGACCUGUAACUUCUUCUUUAAGAGGCUCCUCUGUCCUCCACUCGUUACCUGUAUUAAUGGCACCUGUUUGAACUUGUUAUCAGUAUAAAAGACACCUGUCCACAACCUCAAACAGUCACACUCCAAACUCCACUAUGGCCAAGACCAAAGAGCUGUCAAAGGACACCAGAAACAAAAUUGUAGACCUGCACCAGGCUGGGAAGACUGAAUCUGCAAUAGGUAAGCAGCUUGGUUUGAAGAAAUCAACUGUGGGAGCAAUUAUUAGGAAAUGGAAGACAUACAAGACCACUGAUAAUCUCCCUCGAUCUGGGGCUCCACGCAAGUUCUCACCCCGUGGGGUCAAAAUGAUCACAAGAACGGUGAGCAAAAAUCCCAGAACCACACGGGGGGACCUAGUGAAUGACCUGCAGAGAGCUGGGACCAAAGUAACAAAGCCUACCAUCAGUAACACACUACGCCGCCAGGGACUCAAAUCCUGCAGUGCCAGACGUGUCCCCCUGCUUAAGCCAGUACAUGUCCAGGCCCGUCUGAAGUUUGCUAGAGUGCAUUUGGAUGAUCCAGAAGAGGAUUGGGAGAAUGUCAUAUGGUCAGAUGAAACCAAAAUAUAACUUUUUGGUAAAAACUCAACUCGUCGUGUUUGGAGGACAAAGAAUGCUGAGUUGCAUCCAAAGAACACCAUACCUACUGUGAAGCAUGGGGGUGGAAACAUCAUGCUUUGGGGCUGUUUUUCUGCAAAGGGUCCAGGAUGACUGAUCCGUGUAAAGGAAAGAAUGAAUGGGGCCAUGUAUCGUGAGAUUUUGAGUGAAAACCUCCUUCCAUCAGCAAGGGCAUUGAAGAUGAAACGUGGCUGGAUCUUUCAGCAUGACAAUGAUCCCAAACACACCGCCCGGGCAACGAAGGAGUGGCUUCGUAAGAAGCAUUUCAAGGUCCUGGAGUGGCCUAUCCAGUCUCCAGAUCUCAACCCCAUAGAAAAUCUUUGGAGGGAGUUGAAAGUCCGUGUUGCCCAGCGACAGCCCCAAAACAUCACUGCUCUAGAGGAGAUCUGCAUGGAGGAAUGGGCCAAAAUACCAGCAACAGUGUGUGAAAACCUUGUGAAGACUUACAGAAAACAUUUGACCUGUGUCAUUGCCAACAAAGGGUAUAUAACAAAGUAUUGAGAAACUUUUGUUAUUGACCAAAUACUUAUUUUCCACCAUAAUUUGCAAAUAAAUUCAUAAAAAAUACUACAAUGUGAUUUUCUUGAUUUUUUUUUCUCAUAUUGUCUGUCAUAGUUGACGUGUACCUAUGAUGACAAUUACAGGCCUCUCUCAUCUUUUUAAGUGGGAGAACUUGCACAAUUGGUGGCUGACUAAAUACUUUUUUCCCCCACUGUAUAUAAAACUAUAUAACUAAUAAACCAUGAAAGACAAAUUACUACCCUGUGUCUAUGUAACCUCUGAGAGAACACUUGAAUGCUUUUGACCCUUCCUUUUCUCUUCCCAGGUCUUAAUGCUAACCUUACAGAACGAUCCUCCCACCCUAGACACGGGUGUGGAGGACAAAGAGAUGCUGAAAAAAUAUGGGAAAUCAUUUAGGAAGCUAAUAACCCUGUGCCUUCAGAAGGAGCCCGCCAAGAGGUUUGUCCAUAUCUGCCAUUCUGUGAACUGCAUUAGGCCUACACUUCAAAUCUGAAGAGUCUGUCACUGGUUGAUGAUAAAGUAAAUCUGAUGGCCUUGGGUGUUGAUCGAGUCUCUGUCGAAUGUCAGACACAUUUCAGGAGAGUCCAGAAAUGUAGUCUUCAUGUUUAGUGGGCUCACUCAUACCCACCCAAGAAGAUCUAUUCUCACACAGAUUGUAGCAGUUGUACAUUCAGCUCCAGGCCAAUGAUUGGAAUGGGUUCUUAUAUCUCCAUGUAUUUUAUUUUUCUUUAGGCCUACAGCAGCAGAACUUUUGAAAUGUAAAUUUUUCCAGAAGGCAAAGGUAUGAUUUUACCUCCAGGAUUUUGCCUGUUCUAUUUGUUUGUCUGAGGCUUAAAGAAUUUGUAUGUAGAUUUGUUUAACAUGGGUUGUGAUUUUCAUUUGCAGAACAGAGAGUAUCUGAUCGAAAAGCUGCUAUGCAGAGCACCGAACAUAACCCAGAGAGCCAAAAGGGUAAUGUCUAAACAAACAUCAUUCCCAGUAAAGCAGCCUCAAUAUUGACUAAACAUUAUGAACAAAGUAUGGUAAGGUGUUAUGGGUUGGCAGUGCACUCCACCAGUCAACAGACAUCGAGUGUCCUCUCUCUCUCUCUCUCUCUCUUUCUGAUCAACACUUCAUUCACUUUGUGCUCAAACUGUUAUGUGAGGCUAGGCUGCAAAUAUGGGCCACUCCUGGAACAAUAUCAGUCAUGCAGAAUACAUGUGCUUACAACUCAUGCAUUAGUGGUCCGUAAUGUCGCUCAGACGCUCACUGCAAGUGGCAGACAAAGACAAAUGUGAUUUAAUGUGAGUGGUUAGGAAAUGGGAGGUGCACUUAAACAUACCAUUUGCAUGCUCAGUUUGCCUUGCGGUCACAGUGAACUGGGCAUGAGUGCAGCAGUGUGGCAGGCAAGGUUGAUAUUGGAUCGCCAUCAUCCUCCAUGUGGAUGACUGAAUGAAAUGGGUGCGAAGACCCUAUUGCCAGAAGGCAAAAAGCCAGGGUGAUUGAGUUGGAUGGAAAUUCACUUACAUGGCAUGGGUGACUGGAGGACAUGGGGGACUGUGGAGGUGUCGCGUGACCCAAUCAUUUAGCAGAGUAUAAUGUCAAUAGAGAGGGAAGUGACUCGUGACAGAGUUGUCAGACAGAGGGGCGGACAGUUGCUGGUCAGAACAACAGUCACAAUCAUUCAGAUCGUGUGUGUGUGUGGGUUGACUAAUUUGGUAAACAUGGUUUAAAGGUGCACUAUGCAGAAAUCGCUAUGCCAUUUCCUGGUUGGUGAAAUUCUAAUAGUUCGUCUAAUUUCAGUAUAUGUGACAAAACAAGUAAGAAUAUUGUAGAGAAUCAUUGCACCAUCUAAACCACUGUGAAAUAUAUUUUCCAUAACCAAAAAUAUUGUAUUUUCAGCUGUUUGACAGAGAGGCAUCCAAAAAGAAACAUCUCUGUCACUCUCCCUCCCAUCCUGCCCACCUUCCUCAGUCUGUCUAUCUCCUGAUCCCUCCCGGAGACUCCCUUCCUCCCUGAGCCUCCCUCCUCCCCUGCAGGUGUAUUCAUUCAACCAGAGUUAAUACAAAAUAGGAAUAUUCGAGACAUGUAUCUCUAGGCAAAUGACAGAAUUUUUACAGUUGUUCAUUGGCCAGAAGAGGGCAGCCCUGCUCGUUAGUUGAUCUCCUCAUAGGGAGACCCGCAGGACGUAUUGAUCAAAGAUUACUUCUAGAGGCUGACAUCGAGGGCGGUGCGUUGCAGCAGUCAUUGAUGUGUCACGUUAUUGAAAGUUGGAAGAUAAUACUGAUGUAAUACUGAGAUUGAUUUGCUACGCUAGUACACAGAUGAUACAGUAUCGAUUCAGAGCAUUUAUAGAUUGCUCCUGUAAUUUGCCUGUAUGUACACCUUCAUCCCAUAUUUUCCCUUUGUGCGUUUCUCUAAGUGUGCAUGCUCAUAAAUGUUCCUAUUACUAUUAAGUACUACAUGUAGUUGUUCACAUGCUUUGGCAGCUUGAUGGUGCCGUAUGUGUGUGUGUAAAGAGAUACAGGCCACUGAACUGUCACAUUCAUCCACAUACAGUGUGCAGGUGAUGAUGAUCAGAGUGGACUGAUGCUUUUUUGUUUUGCUCAAGGAGCCAGUGCAGAAUUCCAGGAGCAUGGGCUCUGUGUCAGGUUCGGAGAAAGAACUUGAUGCCAUCAGAAGGGUACAUGUUCUUUGACUUAGCCGUAGAAUGCUGGGUGUUUCCACUUAGAUUAAUCCAGAGUUAGCUGCUUAAGGAGUUGUGUGUGUUUCGUUUUCUUUGUUCCAUUUUGUUUUACUCUGUUCUUUUGUGCUCUGCUAGCUCGUAGCAGCCAUUUUGUAGACCUUAAAAACUCUCUGAGAGGAAUCCGAGCCCAAGUGUUUGUGCAACGCUUACUGGUAUCCACCUGCACUUUUUAUGAAAUAUUUCUAAAAUCCCAUCAGCUCAUAUGGGCCAGGUAAAUACCAUUUAAUGUUGUGUUGGUUUUGACCUUAGUGAGAGAACAUUAGAAGGUGUGUGGGCUACUAAAUGUGUUUUGUCUCUCAGCCCUACAGUUUGAUGGGAUGUUUAAACGGUUGUGGUGUGUUUGGCCUAGGUGAGGAGAGUUCCAGGGUCCAGCGGCCACCUGCACAAGAUGGAGGAUGGAGACUGGGAGUGGAGCGAUGACGAGCUCGACGUGGGGAGCGAGGAGGGCAAGGCUGCUGUCAAUCAAGGCAGGGUAGGUGAGACCAUGACAAGAGAUGCACAUCCAAACUUGGCCACUGUUGGGGAAAAAAGCGACAACUAACUCUUUUUACCUGUACUUUGGCUAGCAUGAUACUUCCUUUUUGUUUUGCCUUUGUACUUUUCUAGCUGAAUGUAUUUCUGUGAAAGCAGUGAGCGAGCUUUGUUUCACAGAGGGGCCUGUGACAUGUCGUUUAAAAUAGUUGGUAAAGGUUCUAGAUAUAGAUGCCUUACCUGAAAGUCUCUUACAGGGAAAAGUACACAAGGCAAAGAUGCAACAAAUGAAAUGCUUAUAAUGAUAUUCUACUUGGGUCAGUUUUCAUUGUCUGUUGCCUCCUGUACGCUACAUUAUGCUAAUUAUCUGCAGGGAUUGCAAUCUAAGGUGAUUGGGCUCUACAUCUGCCAGUCAUAUUUAGAUUUGUCAAGACUGAGAAUAUAAUUUUGUUUGUGUUUGAUAUUGCCUUCCAGUCGCGAAGGCUCAGAGAGGACAACGAAGAUGAGGGUGAAGAUGUAAGUUAGCUCUUUUCUGUUCUAUAAACAAAUAUGGAGUACACGAUUUGUCAUUGUUAGAGUCUUUUUAAUAUCAUAGAGAAAGACGCUUAGGUGUACUGUGGGUGAAGAUAGAUUGUUGUGAGUGUGUAAACCUGCACAUUGACCAAGAUAAUUGACUUACUUUGCCUCUGUCUGUUUCUGUGUAAUUUGAUUACUUUACAAAGGGCAUCAUUGGAAAAUAUAAUUGCCUGCCUCAACAGGGAGCAGGUUAUGUAUCAAUUAUGAAAUCUUAAAUAAAUCUAGUACAUCUUACCCGCCACAGUUUCUCUGACUCAUGGAUUUUAGCGAGGACAAACGUGUAUAGAUGCUUUCUCUAUUUGAUUGUUCAUAAACAAAAACAACAAAAUGUUGUACAUAUUGAUUGUUUUCUAUUGACUUUUCUCUAUUUGCUGACUGAGAUGAGCAAUGACCUUGACCUUGACCUUGAUCUUUAAGAUUUGCUAUUCUUAACAAUGUUCACCCACUAAACAGCCUUUCCAUAGCACCCAAAAAUAUAUAGUUUACUAAAUGCCUUUCGUUUUAUGCCACAGGAUGAGGAGAAUGCCAACAGUGUUCCCAUUGAAGGGCUAUCCAUUCAGCAUCCCCAGGUGAGUUUUUCAGUAUCAGCACCACCAGCAGCAGAGGCAGACGUUAUUUGUCAUGAUUCAGUGACCUUGAUGCCCCACUGAUUGUGUGUGAGUGUGUGUGACUGAGUGUGUGCCAGUCUCCCUGUAGCUCCUGGAGGGGCCCUUUCAGCAGGUAAUAAGUCAGAGUAAAUGGCCAUCCUGCUGAUACUGCCAGCUCUAAAGUCAUCUAAAAGGCCUGUGCCAUUCUCUCACUAGCCAUUGUCAUUUCAGAAAUGAGCCAGAGUAGUUUGAGGUUCACCCCCCGCGUCCGACAGUGAUGGAGGCCAUAAGUGCUACUGCGGUUCUUACUUUGUUGAGUCAGGAUCUAGUCAGUGUCAACAGAUUGUGCCUCCUCACAAAUUGAACUCAAUAAUAUUGUCAGAAUACACAAUACAAGUAUAUACACUGUAGAUAUUGAAUGUAUUUUGUGUGAUAUAAUUAAUGUAUUCUUCUGUUGGUUUUGUAGUUGAAUCAUUUCAGCAUAGUGCGAGAUACAGAUAUAUAUAUCUUUUUAUACUCCAGGAGAUAUUGAGAACUUUACUGACUCACCAGACUCACUCUUUACUUACAGGUUCAACCGUUUAAGAAGAACACAGGGCCCUAUAUUCAAGGUGCUCUGAAUAUGGUCCUAAGGCUAAGG